AUGAAUAAUUCGCUUGAUAGGAGGGAGAGGACUUUGUUUGUAUCGAUGAUACACAAGUCGAUCACAGAUGACGACUUGUACGAACUUUUGAGCCAGGCCGGUCCUGUGGAGAAGGUCGUGUUCAGACAGAACGAAGACGGCACGCUUCUGCACGCCGUUGUCACCUUCAGAAACGUCGAGUCUGUGGUGUUCUCUAUGGUUCACCUUUCUCCGAUUGUGCAGAACUCCGGCUUGAUACAAAUUCGUCCACUACGAAAGCUUUCGUCAUCUGGACCACCUGAAGUAACAUGCGUCGGUCGUUAUUCUCGUUCACACUCGGUGAUCUCGAAAUUCUAUCCUUCACAAGGCUUCUUUCUCUCCCAGAAGCUACCGGUUAACUGUAAUUCAUCUGCUGUUCAUAUAGGGUCGUAUAAUAUCUUACUUAAACGUCCAUCAACACAUCUCUUUCGUUCUCACAGAGGAAAAUGCUCGAAAAUUUGUUGCACAAAGACGUGA
This is a messenger RNA of Angiostrongylus costaricensis, 495 nucleotides long. The record is from the annotation of a GenBank genome assembly. NCBI's taxonomy places the organism in Eukaryota, Metazoa, Nematoda, Chromadorea, Rhabditida, Metastrongylidae.